This is a messenger RNA of Acomys russatus (golden spiny mouse), 385 nucleotides long. Its product is annotated as microcephalin-like. The record is from RefSeq and is a predicted model, not a curated record. Gene Ontology annotation, biological process: mitotic cell cycle. NCBI's taxonomy places the organism in Eukaryota, Metazoa, Chordata, Mammalia, Rodentia, Muridae. The transcript has 2 exons. The coding region runs from base 65 to 289 and encodes 74 amino acids.
UCGACUUGAACGCCAGUUAUCUACCCAGAGGUACCAAGGAACCCUCUUUGCCAAUCAGCCGAAGAUGUUCAUUGCACCAGCCAGCAGCCCCCCAAGAGCCAAGUUGUGUGAACUGGUACUCCUGUGUGGUGGCCAAGUCAGCCCCGCCCCUCAGCUGGCCAGCCUCAUCAUUGGUCCCUACACUGGCCAGAAGGAAGCAACUAUCCAGUACCUGUCAGAGAAAUGGGUCUUAGACUCCAUCACCCAACACCAGGUGUGUGACUUUAACAACUACCAAUUGCUACAAUGAGACACAGCUGUGGAAGGAAGGAACCAGCUACAACUUAAGGCUCGAUGACACAUUACUUUGUGUGCUGUAGUUUUCCUCAUGGGGGGAGGGUGUGUG